Molecule: messenger RNA, 1894 nt
Organism: Rhipicephalus microplus (southern cattle tick)
Lineage: Eukaryota; Metazoa; Arthropoda; Arachnida; Ixodida; Ixodidae
Product: salivary anticoagulant protein P23
Source: RefSeq, a predicted model, not a curated record
AUUUCUGCGACGCAACCGGUUUUUCUUGAGGCCGCCUCCGUACGGCGACAAGUGCGCCGACGUCCUGAACGCUGUCGACACCGCCACCGAGCGGGCAGAACCGUCGCCGUGUAGCGCUGGCCCGAAUGGCAGCCAACAUCCGCAGCCGGCAUCCGAUCGACACGUGAGCCGCAGUGCCAAGGACUCUCCAGCGAGGAGUAAACACAGCGAGCGAAAAGGGAACCCUGCUUCGCCCGUCGAUGCCUCGAAGCGAUACUAGCAUAAACAAUCCCACGAUGCUUCGGUUAUUAAUCAUCGGCCUCGCUGUGGUCGCCGCCAGCAGCCAAAGAUCACAAACUACCACAGAGCGCUACGAGGACACUCUCUACAAGUUCCUUGACCUUCUCGAAGAUGACGACCCAUCACGUGUGCCAGGGGCGCCCGUGUUCACAGGACCAAGAAGCACCUACAGGCCCAGUGUGCCUCGAGUGCCGCCUCCGGUUCCACCACGACGCAUAUUUAGGCCAGUCAGGCCAAUCAGGCCAAUUUUAAGCGUAUCAUCACCGGCGUUACCAGGUGGCACCAUUAGGGAUGCCAACGCAUAUAUGGACAGCAUAAUUCAGCAGAAGAUGCCGCGCCUUCUGAAAGCAUCUCCGAGGCUGUACCCAUCUGCAGUGAUUCCAUUCUUCAAGUUUAAGGUGUUGAAGACGGGCUUCACGAACCGGGACUUGAAGGUGAACAUGACAGCGGGCAUAUUCCGCGGUUUCGACACGGGAAUCCGCCGUCUGGGCGACUGCGACAAACCAUCACACGUGGGCCGCAACACUAGCGUCAGCUGCACACUGGACUUCAGCGGCAUCACGGCCAGCUUCGUCGCUGUGACCAAAGGAGACGACCUAGCUGGCACCAUCAAGGCCGUCCCCGUGAAUGUUGUGGUGCGUACCGGAGCGGCCCGAAUCGAGGCCACGGCUGCGCCGGGCAAGGAGGCCAUACUGCGCACCUUCCUCAUCGACUACGUCAACCUGGACGUCGCGCACGGAGCCAACCUGAGCCUGAACGAGGACCGCGACAGGGGUUUCAAGUACCACGUGCGCACCAACGUUGCCAGAGAACUGGAUGCGCUCUUGCACGAAGAGUACGCACCACUCCUAGGGCGAGCCAUUGCCACCACGGACCUGCCGAAGGCAGCCUGAGACACAUAUUCCCAGGGCGGCUCACUGUAACUUGCUCAAAAAUGUCGGUUGAAACUGGAAUUGCCGUUAUUACCGGUGGUUUGCCGUCACUUGAAAGGGCUCUAUAGGCGCCUUGCAAGUCGAAACUGCACAAGAAAUAUCAAGUCUUUUAGGCUGGCAAGGUACACGUGCAAGAGUUUUCGUGUUGAUUUUACGGUGAAGAAAGUGGUAAAUGUUGAAGAAAAUAUUUCGGCAAGUCUUAAUUCCUGCUUAUUCUUGUGGUCAAACAUUAUAAGCAUUUCACAGUAAGUUAGUAUGUUUCACAGUAACUUAGCUGAAGCACGAACUUCACAGUAACUUAGCUACAUUACAGUAACUGAUAUCUAAAACACAAACAUCACCUUGGAAUAUGUUACAAUAACUUUCCUUUUGUCAGAGUGCAGUUCAAAAAUCUUGUAGGAUUGUGUGACAGUUUCCUUUCAAAGACAGUCUAAUUAUUUUCCUUCAUAAAAUGUAACCUAAUAGCCAAACUAUAUACACAAACGAUGCUACUGGAAAUGGUGUCAUCAUGAAUGUUUGUUACAGGAAUGUAAUGGUUGUGUUAUCACGCCUAGUUUUGUUCGCCUUUUCUGUUUUGAGAAGGCCAGUCUAAAAAACUAUAGCCAUCUACAUUUCGGAGUACGUAACCUCGUUUUGAUACUCAUUUUCAAUCUAGACUUGAAACUUGUGGAUUUGGUUGUGCA